AUGCAGGCAGCCCCUCUCUUCGCCGCCCAGGCGGCCCGCGACGCGGCCCCUUUGGCCGUCACGACGCCCACGUCCACGAAUAGAAGACCGCCCUCCGUCGACGACACGAACGCCCAGGGCGCGUCUUCUCUCCAUUUGCUCGCGGCGCAGGGCUCGAGCGAGGGCCUCGCUGUUCUUUUAGCGCACGGCGCGGACCCGAACCUGCGGGGCGCGCGCGGGCGCACUCCAUUACAUUACGUCGCUGACGGGACGAACGACGACGACGACCUGGACGGCGCCUACGCGACGUGCGCGUCGCAGCUCCUCGACGCGGGCGCGACGGUGGACGCGCGCGACGCGGCGGGGCGCACGCCGCUCGCCGUCGCCGUGCAGGCGGGCCGGCUCAGCCUGGUCCGGGUCCUGCUCGCGCGGGGCGCGUCGCUCGUCGCCGACGACGCGGGGAACUCGCCGCUGCACCUCGCGGUCGCUGCACCUGACUGCCUCGAGGCGCUGCUGCGCGCGGACGGCGACCGGUCCGGCCGGCCGCGCGACGCGAACACCAAGACCGCCGUGGCCAUCUACGAGCGCGUCCGGCGCGGCGGCGCGCCGCGCGGGCGGCGGCCGACGCCGCCGCCGCCCCGCCCGAUGAGCCCGGCCUCGCCGCCCACGCCCACCAAGAUCGCCAUCCCCGCGGCGGCCUGGCGCGAGGGCAAGGACGACGACGACACGGACUACACGCCGUCGCCGUCGCCCCGCGCGCAGCAGGCGCCGCCGGACGCCUGGGCCGAGCCGCCCCGCGCGCCGCCGCCGCCGCGGCCGGACGCCUGGGUCGAGUGCUGGACCGAGGCCGGCGACAAGUACCUCUGGAACGAGAGCACGCAGGAGUCGAAGUGGGCCGACGCGCCGGACGCCGCGCAGCUCUGCGCCGCGACGGCGCGCCUCGACGUGAUGGAGGUCAAAAGCUUGCUCGAGGCGGGCGCGCCGCCGUCGGCGCCCGCGGACACCGUCGCGAACGUGACGCCCCUGCACGUCGCGGGCCGCGCGGCCGCGGCGCUGCCGGGCCACGACGCCAAGGGCGUGGUGCAGACCCUCUGCGACUUCGGCGCGGACCUCGACGCGCGCGACAGCCGGGGCAACACGCCGCUCCACGCGGCCGCGGGCGCGGGCGCGGCCGCCGCCGUCGCGGCCCUGCUCGACGCGGGCGCCGACGCCGCCGCGCGCAACACCAACCAGGACACGCCGCUCCACAGCGCCGUGUGGCACCGGCGCGACGCCUGCGCGUCCCUACUCGUGCGCUACGGCGCGCCGCUGGGCGCGCGCAACCGGCGCGGCCGGUCGCCGCGCGCGCACGCCAAGGCCCGGCGGCGGCGCGACCAGUCGGGCAAGGCGACGCCGCGCGCGUCCGUGGCCGCGCAGCGCGCCGACGCGGCGGCGCUGGCGGCCAUCUGUGGGUUGCUGGAAGGUGCGACCGCCGCGCGCUCGCCGAAGCGGUCGCCGCCGCGGCGCUCGCCGCCGCGCGCGUCGCCGCCGCGGGACAUUCCCAUCUCGCCGUCGCCCUCGGUCCUCGCCGCCGAGAAGAUGCUGGACGACGAGGAGUUCUUCGACGCGGUCGUGGCGUCGCCCACGGUGGGCCCGCCGCCGAAGGUGCCGUUCUACGCGGUGGACCGGUCGACGGACGACUCGACGGUGGAGUCGCAGGGCUUCCGCGACCCGGCGCCCCGGCGCCGGGACCCCGAGGUCUCGCCUGGCUGCGCCGGGUCGCAGAACCCGCUCUACAUCUCGUCGCCGACGGCGUCGUCGAUAGGGACAACGCCGCGCGGGUCGGUGCGGUCGGCGAAUUCGACGCCGCGGGCAGCCUUCCUCGACAACCCCGACGUGAUCGCAGAUAUCAAUCGCGAACGCGAGAAGCGGACGCCGCCGUCCGGUCAGGCGUCGCCGCGCCUGGGCAUCGCGGCGCGCGCGGCCGCCAUCUUCCGGCGGCGAUCCAUGGGCUCGCCGCGCAACAACGCACCGCCGUCGAAAUUCGACACGGGCUCCUUUAGCUUCCACGCAUCGGGCGCCGCGGCGGCGGACCUCCAGCAAGCACGCGACCGCCUCCAGGCCGAGGCGGACGAGUCCCCGCCGGCUUCCCCGGCGGCGCGGUCGGUGACUGACUUCGAGGGCUUCGGCGUCUCGCCGCCGCGGCGCGACGUCGAGCUCGAAAACGCCGAGGACGCGGUGCGCGCCGCGGCGGCGAAGAUCGGCGCCAAGGUGGCGCCGCCGUCGACGACCGUUGACGUGGACGUCGAGACUAAGUAA
Molecule: messenger RNA, 2277 nt
Organism: Pelagomonas calceolata
Lineage: Eukaryota; Pelagophyceae; Pelagomonadales; Pelagomonadaceae
Source: the annotation of a GenBank genome assembly